This is a messenger RNA of Sordaria macrospora k-hell, 1635 nucleotides long. The record is from RefSeq and is a predicted model, not a curated record. Lineage: Eukaryota; Fungi; Ascomycota; Sordariomycetes; Sordariales; Sordariaceae.
AUGCCAUCACAAAAUCAAUCCCAAUCCCAAUCCCAAUAUCAGGUCCCUCACCUCCCAUAUAAUGACACCAUAUCCCCAGCCUACGCCCACGACAUUCUCGAUGCCUUCGACAUCGACUCCUUACCCUCCGUAGACCGAGAAUUCCUCGCCUCGUUACUCACUUCCGGUCACGCACCGGCGGUUGAAGUCCGCAGACUAGUGGAAAUGAGUCUCAUGCGCGGGAUGGAGGAAUGGGAGAUGAUGAUGAAUUGUGCCAAGUCCUUGGGAGAUCAAGCUUAUCAGGUUUUGAGGUUGAAGCGAGGACGGGAAUCAUCAAGGCCGGAAAGUGUGAGGGAUGGUCAUGAGCUGUGCUUGUUACCGUUUUUGGAUGUGGUUAUGAAAGUGAGGGUCGGCAGUGUUCUGGGCAAGAGAAGAGGAGGUGUUGUUGGGGGAGAAAAGAUUACAUCGGAAAUCGUGGAAACAGAUGGAAGGAAGAGGGCGAAGAAGACAACGACGGCUGCGGUGAGGAAGGGUGUCUCGCGGUUUUGGGCAGAGGAUGAUGAUACUACGAAAACGAAUAGACGAAGGACGAGGGGCCAGCGGAAGAUUAGUGUCUCUGGCGAUGGUGGAAAAGCAGUGAAGGGCUAUGAGCCAGAUCAGGAGGAAGUCAAGGCGGCAUCGCCGACCCAGUUGAUCACGGUUGUUCACCGUCCAGCUGAGGGCGGUCAGGGCAACGGAGAAUCAGAAAAGAUUUCAGGGUCAAAAGAAGACGCCGACCUUGAACACUCAACUCCACCAGACGAUACGAGUCAUCCCGACACUCGGAGUCCACAACGUAGUCUUGCUUCACCCUCGCCCCCCAACGAACUCCUCGGCGCCGCCUUCGGUGAUGUGCUUGUAGCAGACAAGUUGAGUUUCGAUGUCUCUCUUGCACCAGCUACUGCGAUAAUUACGGGAAAACACACCUACAAAUCGCCCUUCUUCGUUGAACCACCACCCUCACCCAAAUUAACAAGCAAAAUCUCUCCAUCCAAGAAGAAUUCCCCAACGAAAAGGGUCCAAUACCCCCCGCCCGGCGUCUCCCGCCUGCCCAUCCCUCCCCUUUCCGCCCCCAGCUUCGGGUUAAUCCAAGAAGAACUAGCUUCCGACCCCUUCCGCCUACUCAUAGUCGUAACCUUCCUCAUAAAAGUCCGGGGUACAGUGGCCAUUCCUCUUUUCCGCCAACUCAUGGCUCGUUUUCCUACUCCCGAGGCGCUCGCCGGUGCCGACCCCGCUGAGAUAAUCAACCUCAUCCGCCCCCUUGGGCUUUCAGUCAAUCGUUGCGCUGUCAUACAAAAGUAUGCAAGGAUGUGGAUUGAGUGUCCGCCUUGUAGGGAAAAGAGGUACGGGGUAAAGAAUUACCCGAGGGUGGGAGAUGCGAGGGACGUUAAGGUUGGAGAGGAGUUUGGAUGUGAGCCUGAUGAUUUCUAUUACCAAGGAGGGAAAGUGUCACGGGGAGGAGAUGAGGGUGAUAAUACUAGUAUCAACGCCUUCAAACUUGCCAAAGAACAUGCCAUCGGAUCCGCUUGGGAAAUUGGCCAUCUCACCCAGGGUCCGCUGGAUCUCAACUUCUGCGUUGGAAACAGAAAUGGGGCAUUGGAGAGUUACGAUAGGUAA